This is a messenger RNA of Dryobates pubescens (Downy woodpecker), 1232 nucleotides long. It is a transcript of the gene RAB21, whose product is annotated as RAB21, member RAS oncogene family. The record is from RefSeq and is a predicted model, not a curated record. Bases 117 to 782 code for a protein of 221 amino acids. Gene Ontology annotation, molecular function: GTPase activity; GTP binding. NCBI's taxonomy places the organism in Eukaryota, Metazoa, Chordata, Aves, Piciformes, Picidae. The transcript is spliced from 7 exons. Gene Ontology annotation, biological process: Rab protein signal transduction.
CGCGAGUUCCCCGUUCGCUCUCCCGCGGGUCCCCGUCCCGGUGGGCGGCGGCGCCCCGCGGCCGCGGUGCGGACCGUUGAUGUGAGGCGGCGGCCCGGCUUGCCGGCGGGGCGCGGAUGGCGGCGGCGGGGUCCGGCGCGGCGGCCGGAGGCCGCAGCUUUUCCUUCAAGGUGGUGCUGCUCGGGGAGGGCUGCGUGGGGAAGACCUCCCUUGUGCUGCGCUACUGCGAGAACAAGUUCAACGACAAGCACAUCACCACCUUGCAGGCAUCUUUUCUUACAAAGAAGCUAAAUAUUGGUGGGAAAAGAGUAAACCUUGCCAUAUGGGAUACAGCUGGCCAAGAAAGAUUUCAUGCUUUGGGGCCCAUCUACUACAGGGAUUCUAAUGGAGCUAUUCUAGUCUAUGAUAUAACAGAUGAAGACUCUUUUCAGAAGGUAAAAAACUGGGUGAAGGAGUUGAGAAAAAUGUUGGGCAAUGAAAUCUGUUUAUGUAUAGUAGGUAACAAAAUAGACUUGGAAAAAGAGAGACAUGUUUUGGUUCAAGAAGCAGAAACGUAUGCUGAAUCUGUUGGAGCAAAACAUUAUCACACUUCAGCUAAACAGAACAAAGGAAUCGAGGAACUGUUCCUUGACCUCUGUAAAAGAAUGAUAGAAACUGCUCAAGUGGAGGAGAGAGCGAGAGGCAACGGUUCCAGCCAGCCCGGCCCGGCCCGGCGAGGCGUACAGAUCAUCGACGACGAGCCACAAGUACAGAGCAGCGGAGGCUGUUGUUCUUCUGGAUAGCUCUAGGACUGUGCAUCACUGCCCUCUGGAGAUGGAGACUGCCAUGUUCCAAGUCACACCCUCUUUACCAAUGGAGUAAUAGAAUUAACAGUAUUUAAAAGUAAUCCCAUGUAACACUGCAGAGACCUUAAGUGCUAAACUAGUGGCGUCGGUGGCCAGAGAGCUGGCGUUGCCUGCCGUGGUUUAACAGAGCAAUUACCAAGGGCCUUUUGCAUCUUUGGGUUGUUUCCUUUAAUGAGGAGUAAUGUGCAUGUAGAAAAGACCUACUUAAAGGCUUCAUUUAUAUUCUUUGAGAUCAGAUCAUUAUUUAAUAACUUAUAUACCUUGUUGUGGAAUGGUAUCCAGGUUCUUUUCUUUGCAGCAGCUCUUGGUAUUUCGUGGUGGAUCCCACUUGUAUCACUUCUAAAAGAAUCCAAACUGAUCAUUAGCAGCAGCAGCAUCAUUCUGGGU